AUGUUCAACGAAACAAGCUCAGUGUACAACUCCGGCGAGAACCCAUCACCAGCUGAAACGGAUAACAAAACGAACUCAGGGUACAAUUCCGGUGAGGAAUCCAACAACAAUGGCGUUAAAUCGCCUAAAUCUGUCCUGCUUUUCAACUCUCUAUCUGAUUCCCAAGCUGACGCCGAAGCCGAGCCGACGAUGUCAUUUAUCAGGCCAGACGAUGCCGUUUUGAACGGGAACGAUAAUUUCUCAGACUUCUCGGUGUUUUCGGCUGACGAUGACUUGUUUCCCCCGUUUGUCGUACCCGAUUUGUUUGACCAAACAGGUUUUCCGGAUAGCGUUUUCGGGUUCGAGGAUUUUGAUUGUUGCGGUGGUUUGUUCUCAGGGUCAAGUAAUGAUUACCGGGACGGAUCUUCAAUGUUGCAAACGGAUGAUUACUUUCAAGAUUUUGGAGAUAUAUUCGGGUCGGAUCCUCUUGUGGCUCUUUGA
Molecule: messenger RNA, 480 nt
Organism: Fraxinus pennsylvanica
Lineage: Eukaryota; Viridiplantae; Streptophyta; Magnoliopsida; Lamiales; Oleaceae
Source: the annotation of a GenBank genome assembly